AUGAUUAUUUUUUUAUUUAUUCUUUAAACAUAUUAAUUAAGAUUCAAUAUAACUACUCCUGAAGGGAAUCCAUCUGAAUUUAUAACCCUUUAGACUUAUUAAACAGUGAAAUUGAAAGUAGAAAUAGGAAAUUAUUAAUUGAACUAAGAAAAGAUAUUACUUUAUAUAACUGAUGAUAUUUCACAUGAGAUAACUAAAUCAUGCACUUUAAAACUUAUGAAUAGAUAAGUAGGUGAAUUGAAAAUAUAUGUAAAUGCAACAAAUACUGAAGAAAAAUCAAUAUUGACAUCAAUAGCAAUAGUAUUAUUAAAUUGUAAUUUCAUAGUCAGCAAUAAUAAUAUCACCAGCAAGAGGAAUAUUAACAUAGCCUAAUCUCUUUCCAAUAAUAUUGAGUUAGAAACUUAUUGAAUCAUAUAUGAUGCCAUUUAAUCUACCUACUAAUAAAAUAUACAAUUUGGAUAUAAUAAAUGAUGAUUUAGAGAAACCUCCUCAGAAUUUAACUCCAUUUGGAUAAGAAUUUUGGUAAGAAUAUUAAGAAAAGGAUAUAUCUAUAAUAGCAUUAACAUGGAUUCCAUUUAUGGGUAAUUGUAAAGAUUAGGGUUAUUACUUAUAUUUUUAUAAUCUAUUAGAAAAUGCAACUUUCUGUAAUUUAGUAGCAUAAGAAGAUACAAAAGUAGUAAAUAUGGUACCAACAAAUGGAUUUAAUGCUAAAGGAGAUUCUUGUAAUAUCAAUUUGGAAUGUUAUUUUUUAGAGAAUUUGAUGAUAGAAUAUGAAGGAAAUAAAUGGUGGUAAUCAGAAUAAGAUUCGCUAUUUUACAUUAGUAAAUAUGCUUUGAAUUAUAAAAUCUUGGCUGAAAAUUCAGAUGAUUCUAAAACUAAUUAUUUCUAUAAUAUGAUAUAAGCAUAAGAUGAAUCCUUAAUUGCUGUUUAAUUUAUUACUUCUGGAGUUAUCAAAAAUAGUUAUCCAACUGAAUUUACAUUACAAAUUCUCUAUAAUUAAAUAUCCUAAACUGAAAAGUAGAUUGUCUCUGCAAUAAUAACAGCAUCAAAUUAUCAAAAAGUAACAUCAAUUAUAAAUAAAUAUACAUUUAAUAUUGUAUAUCGUCCUAUGGAUUAUUUAGAAUUAAUUAAUUCUUUUUAAUUUGAUAUUACUUUAUAUUUAGUUUUAUAUCUAGUAAUAGGAAUUUUAAUAAAUAUUGGUAUUUUUGUAAUCUGGGUAAUCAAUAAAUCAAUUUCAAUAAUUCCUGAUCCACCUAAAUUGAGAAUUUAUUAAACAUUUAUUGUUGCUUUCCUACCUCCUAUUACUGGAGUCAUAAGAGCAACUAUUCCUAUUAUAAUAUAUGUUUUAAUACUAGAUAAUCUAUUUGCUCCUGAUUUAUUUUCAGGAAUAACAUAUAAUUAUGAUGGAUUAUCUACUGAUUUUGAUAAUGAAUAAUAAUAUUAAAAAGGAAGAGUUGGACUUAUGUUAGUUGUAUCUGGAAUUAUUAUUAUGAAAAUAGCUUGUAAAUUGUGUAUUCCAAAACCAAUUGAUGAAGAUUGGGGAAUUAUUAGAUCUAAUAUUGAAAAGAAAAAUGAAGAGAAAUAUUAUGAUUUUAGUAUUAGUGAAGAAGAAUCUAAAGAAAGUCCUAUGAAAUAAGAUGAAAUCAGAGAAGCUUAAGUUACUUCCAAAAAUGUUGAGAAUAAUCUUUAAUCAAAUAGUAUUAGUAGAUAAGGUUCCUUAUUUUCAAAAUAAUAACCCAUUCCAGGAUCUGCUCCUCCUAUGACUAAAGAAAAGGAACCAACCAUGCCAAAGAAUUCACUCUUCAAAAAAGCCACUAUUCUUAAACAAAGUAGUUCUAUCAAAGAUAAUUAAUCAUUAAAGGAUUCUAUAAGUCCUGUCUAACUCUUACAAAGAUAGUAAUAAUUUAUAUAUAUUAAUUUUUUACAGAAAUUCAUCUGGAAAUCCCAUUGAUAAAAAGUAAUCAAUAUUUAAUUAAGCCUAAUAGAGUCAAUAACCUUAAAUAAAUCAAAAUUAAUAAGCAGAUGAAGAGGAUAUUAUAGAUAAAUUAAAAGAUAGUUUAAUAAGUAAAGAUUAUCAUUAUUAAUUAAUUUGUAUUAUGAUAGCUGCUUUAUUAUUAUUCUUUCUUGGAUUUUCAUAUGAAUAAUUAUUUUAUAAGAAUAUAUAUUACUUUUUGAUUGUCCUCUAAUUUAUUGAAUCUUUUGUAUAUUGGCUUUUAAGUGAAUAUCUAUUAGAAGAAUAAACACUCAUAUAACCUUUGAUGGCAUGUUUGGAAGUAGUCCAAUUUAUAAUGUUUAUGGCUGCUGAAUCAUUCUAAGAAUUUGUUAUCUCUUUUGUAAUUAGACUUUCUUUAAUUAUUGUAUUCAGAACUUACAUUAAUCCUGUUAUUAGAAAUUUCAAACAUUUUAAAAAGAAGCUUAUGAAUUUUAUGAAUAAAUGGCAACCUUUCUUUAGUUUAGAAUCAGAAUAAGAAAAAUAACCUGAAGAUAAUAUUUCAUUUUAUUUAGGAUAACAUACUGAUUCUAAAUUUACAGAGGAUUAAUCAAUUGAAUAUGUUAUCUAAAUGACUUUAGGUUUCAGUAGUAAGGUUCAUGCAAUCUUUAUUAAACCUAUUGUUUUAGUAUUCAUCAAAUUAUUUGAAAAAGAGUCUUAGAUUACUAAUAAUUACUAUAUAGGCUUUAGAGAAUUUAAUUAUUAUAUUUACUUUGCUUUUUUUGUUAUAAUUCCUCAAAUCUUUAUAGAUAUUUAUGUUUUGAAUAGUUUAGAAAUGAUUUAUGGAUUUAAAUUAUUUGAUUAUUUUGAUUAUUGUAAAUAUAGAAAUGAUUUCAGAAUCUAAAAAUUCUUUGAACAUUCCUUAACUUAUGAUCGUAGUAUUGAUGCUUAAUAUAGAUCUAUAGAUAAUAUGAAAUUUACAGAUUAAUUUUAUUAUAAUGGUAGUUUAGUUAUAUAUAGUAUACUCCUUUGUAUAUUAGGAACUACCAUUAUGAUUAGAAAUAAUUAUGUAUUAUAUUAAGAUCCUGCUAUUUUCUUAAUCAUUUUAUUUAUCUAUAUAUUUAUUACUUUACUUUAAAAUAUGAUGUUGUAUAUAUGGAAUAAAAUAGAUGUUUGGAAGAUUAAAGACACAAAGUAAAAAUUAAAUUUGGAUUCAUUAGAAGAAUUUCUUAAUCCUGCAAAAGAAAAUAUUGAAUAAAUUAUAGAGGUUGAUGCAUUUAAAAAACAUUUUAUCAAAUUAAAUAAAGAUUGGUUAGUAUCUAAUCUGGAAUUAUUUAUAAAUGUAGAUUAAUUUACAUAGCAUGAUGAAUUUCUAUUGUAAACAUAUUAAUUAUUAUUGAAUGAUGAAAGAAAAGCAUAAAAAGAGAUUAUUAGAAAUGAAUAAAUGAUUAAAAAAUAAAAAGAAUUAGAAUUAAAAUCAAAGAAAAAGAGAAGAAAAACAUCAUAAUCAUAAUCUAUCAUUAAGUCUCAAAGAGAUAUUGAAGAAAUAGAUGGAUAUUAACAUACUAUUAGAAUUAAAAGAUCAUAGGUUGAAAAUUUAAGAAAGAUAUUAUCAAUUUGGUAUUAUAAGGCAAAAUAGACACUUUUUUUAAAAUAUUUAGUAUCAGAUGUAUUAGCUUAAAAUUAAGCUGAACAUUGUAAAAGAUGUGGUUUAGAUAUUGAAUUAAGAGUUGUUGAAUUAAUACCAUUUGAAAAAAUGUCAAAUCAAUUUAAAUAUAGAAUAAUGGGUACUCCAUUUAAUAAAUUUGAAUGGAUUAAAUAUUAUGAAACUCAUUAAAAAUUUGUUACAUUAUGUAUUGAUUGUGAGAAUGCUUAUAAAAGUAGAUUUUUAUAAAGAUAAAAUUAAAGUGCUAAUGAUGUAGCUAAAUUGGCAUCAUAGAAUUUUGUUGCAAAAGCAUUUGUAUUUAAAUGGCUUUAUGCUGCAAGAGCUAGGAUGUUACAUAAAAAAUCAUAAACAGUAGAAAAAUUAACCUAUUGA
Messenger RNA from Paramecium pentaurelia, 3968 nucleotides. Lineage: Eukaryota; Ciliophora; Oligohymenophorea; Peniculida; Parameciidae. The record is from the annotation of a GenBank genome assembly.